UACGCCCGUGUGCCGCACGGGAUGGCGCAAUUUGUUCUAAAAAUAGAAAAAUUGCCUCAUAUCAUAGGUACAGUUCCAAUACUAGAAAUGGCGCACGCUUACGGUCUCCGUCUCCGAUUAUGGCUCCUGUUAUUAUCUAAAACUAUAAGGCAGUGACAUAACAUAACUCCAUUUAUUUCAGAGCCUCCUCUAUACAUCACUAAAGGCUGCUUACAUCGCUUACAUGAAGUAUCAUAUCUCCUUAAGCCUUUUGUCUGUUGCAAAUGACCUCUACUUGGUGUCCCGGAUUCAGAAUAGUGAUGCCGCUGGCCAAUGCAAGUCUCAAGUGUCAAUUUUCGGGAAAGCCCUUAAACGUCACACGAUUGACAAGUUCAAGGUAAACAUCCCGGAUGUUUGUAUCAAAACAUGUGUGAAUGAGCCAAGAUGUCAGAGCAUCAACUAUGAGAUGGAAGAGCGUAUCUGCGAGCUUAAUAACCGAAGUAAGGAAGCAAGACCUGAAGAUUAUGAGACAGACCCCGGUCGUAUUUAUUUGACCGUUUCCCUUAAUAAAGCCGUCGGGUCCAGUCCCAAGGUACCAGCUAUGUCGUGUUUGGAAAUCAAGGCGAGUGAAGGGCAAGAAGCAGUCUACGGUUAUUACUGGUUGGAUCGUGAUAACACUGGUGAAGCCAUUCAGACAUAUUGCUAUAUUGGGAAAGGUUAGUUGGGUGUCUCAGUGAGAUGGUUCUCAGUUUUUGUGGUUAUUGUGGUUAAUGAUGGAUGAUACUCCCCAUGUAGGCCAAGGGUUGCAUGUAUGAGGUUCUGCCGGCUUAACGUUUUAUCUCAUUUCGGACAAAUUUCGGACAACAAUUUAGGACACUUUGCUGAAACAUCGCUAAGGUAAAUUUACACCUACAAAACGCGAAACAGCAUAUCAAUCAAAACUCCCAACAGUAUCAGUUUGAGAUGAGUUCUCUAAUGGUGCAUAAAUAAGGUGGGCAAAGCAAAAACUGACAAUUCUCAAACUUUGUGUAGAAGAUUACGCGGUUCACGCGGAUAAUGGUUUCACGCACGUUGUGUAGAAUGAGAAUGGAUAUAUCGAUGUUUGGCCGUUGUACUCCUAUUAAGACCCUCUCGGUCCCUAGCUUAUCUGACAUGUAAAUCGUGAAGUAGCACGAAUUCUUCAGCGUUAAUCAAGCUGGAAGCGUGAGCCAGGAGAACAGUGUCAGGAAACUUUGCCACGGUUUUCAAAACUUUUCGUUGGAUUAAAACACGAUAAACAUCAAUGGCCGUGGUCCACGUUCUCGCUCGUAAAAUUCGUGAUCUCAAUUUUGGCGGGAACUCCAACACAACGUAGCCCUGCUAGAUCCAGACUUCUCACGUUGCCGUUGCCGUCGCCGUUGUCUGACCGUAAGGUCUCUAAUAUUCGCGUAAAGCCUCUUGGGCUGUCCACAUGAGUAAUUGGCGCGUCACAUGAUGUACUAUGUCUAGAUCCCCUGGAAUGAAAAACCAAAACGGGGAAUUAACUCUCCAACCCUUCAUCCUGUCUUUUUUAAACUAACAUUUCACCUCUUUACAUUACGGUUGACAGAAAACUCACGAAAAUGUUUAAAAAAAAUUAAAAAUGAAUCCCCGUUGCUGUAGAAUACUGGGGUGCAAAAAAAUAAAGUUAAUACCGCAAGAACAGAAAAAAACUACCAUUGCAAUUUGUGGAAGUAACAUAGGAAAAUUUGCCCGUUUGGUCUUUCAUAAACACGACAGCCAUAGCUCACUCACAUACUAGGUGACGAAACUCAAGAACCAAAAAGAAAUAGUUUAAACGGAGACUUUCGUACAUUUUUUUUCCUCAUUGUGUUUCUUACCUUGGGAAUUAUA
This is a messenger RNA of Orbicella faveolata, 1851 nucleotides long. RefSeq lists its product as uncharacterized. The record is from RefSeq and is a predicted model, not a curated record. Gene Ontology annotation, molecular function: oligosaccharide binding. Lineage: Eukaryota; Metazoa; Cnidaria; Anthozoa; Scleractinia; Merulinidae.